AUCAUAAUCAAGAAAUAACUCAUUCUUGUCAUUGUCAAAUCAAAUAACCUCAAAAUCAGAAACACCGCUCUGCCAGUGUUGAAGUUCAAUAAAAUACGUUUACGAUAUAAUACUUUAUACUUAGUCUACGGUUUACAAAAUCAGGAAUAUCCACUUGUCUAACGUCGUCCGAUUUUCUAGACUAAACAGUGACCAUGGCUGAUGAUGGUGAAAAUGUAUCUGUAAUGACAGUAAAGGAGCCUCUGGACCUCAUUAGACUAAGCUUGGAUGAGAGGAUAUACGUAAAAAUGCGAAAUGAGCGUGAGUUGAGAGGAAAAUUACAUGCUUAUGACCAGCAUUUGAAUAUGGUACUUGGUGAUGCAGAAGAGACAAUAACAACUGUUGAAAUUGAUGAGGAAACAUAUGAAGAAGUUUACAGAACAACUAAGAGGAACAUUCCCAUGUUAUUUGUUAGAGGUGAUGGAGUCAUACUCGUGUCUCCUCCCGUGAGGGUUGGAGUGUAAUUUAAGAUUAAUAUAAGUUUAAUUAAUAAAAUCUACAUUUAAAAUUAAA
Spodoptera litura is the source of this 552-nucleotide messenger RNA. It is a transcript of the gene LSm3, whose product is annotated as U6 snRNA-associated Sm-like protein LSm3. Gene Ontology annotation, biological process: mRNA splicing, via spliceosome. Lineage: Eukaryota; Metazoa; Arthropoda; Insecta; Lepidoptera; Noctuidae. Gene Ontology annotation, molecular function: RNA binding. The record is from RefSeq and is a predicted model, not a curated record.